Messenger RNA from Pelodiscus sinensis (Chinese soft-shelled turtle), 3099 nucleotides. The record is from RefSeq and is a predicted model, not a curated record. Lineage: Eukaryota; Metazoa; Chordata; Testudines; Trionychidae.
GGAUCAGCCUGUACAUCCCUCCUCCCCCUUGGCAGGUUGUUACACGCUGGCACCCCAGGGAGGCUGUACUGUGGCUCUGCAGUAUAAAGCUUUAUAUGUAAGUUUUAUACUGUAGAGCCCACAGUGCGUGUAACUGCCAGGAUUUGUUUAGCAAUCACACGGUUACAUUUUAAACUACUUUUUACAUUCCUACUGUCUACCCAUGAAAAGUAAAGCACAUGCAUUAGGUCCCUCAGGUUAAUUUGUGUAAAAUGUUACUAAAUUGCUAAUUUUUGAAAUCUUUACUUUUUUACAGAUUAUUACUAUUAUCAGAAUUAUUGUAACAACAUUGACCAUCGAGAUAACACAUCUGAACUAUCAGUGCAGCAGAACCAUGAGAAUGAAGGUCUUGAUCCUAAUUCUUCUUCAGAGCAGGCUCAGGCAGGUGCUGAUAUUGAUUCAUACAUGAGUAGCACAGAACUUGCUGAAUGUGGACAAGGGGAUAACUUAAUCGAGAAUUUACAGGAAGCAGAAGAUACUUCAUUAGCAGAAGGUACAUUAGCAGAAAGCUUGAGAGCAGCUGCAGAAGCUGCUGUAUCGCAGACUGGAUUUAUUUAUGAUGAGACUACUGGAUUGUAUUAUGAUCAUAGCACUGGAUUCUACUACAAUUCGGAAAAUCAACUUUAUUAUGAUCCAGCCACUGGAAUUUAUUAUUAUUGUGAUGUUGAAAGUGGCAGAUACCAGUUUCAUUCACGAGUGGAUCUGCAGUCUUACCAGGCAUCAACCACUCAACAGAAUAAGGAUAAAAAAGGGAAAAAGAAAAGAAAAGAUGCAGAGUGGAUUGCUGCAAAUGAACAUAAGGAUUUGGACACAGAAGAGCAGAAAUCACCCAGAAGUCUGAAUUGCCUUUUCACCACUAAUGAGCAGCUAAGCUCUACUGAAGAGGAGGAGUCUCCAAAUGCAAGAAAGAAAGCUAAAGUGGACAUUGAUGUAAGAAACAGACUACCAGCCAAAGAAGCAAUUAUCACAGAUAGUAUAAAGUUACACCUUAACAGAAAAACACAAGAGCCUGCAUUUAUGGGUGACAGUAAAAUAGUAGAGACAGAGAGUGAGCCAGAAGAAGGUGAAAUUACUGACUCUGAAUGUGAGGACUAUACCAGUGAAGAUGAAGUAACAAGUGAAGAGAGUAUAAAUUCAGAAGAUUCUGAAAAUGAAGAUGAAGAGAGAAUUUGGCCUCCAUGUAUCAGAGUAAUUGUAAUUAGAUCACCAGUACUGCAGACUGGAUCACUUUAUAUCAUCACAGCUGUGAAAGCUGCUACAAUUGGAAGAGAGAAAGAUAUGGAACAUACCCUUCAGAUUCCUGAAGUUGGGGUCAGUAAGUUUCAUGCAGAAGUAUAUUUUGACCACGAAUUGCAAAACUAUGUCCUUGUGGAUCAAGGCAGUCAGAAUGGCACAAUUGUUAAUGGAAAUCAGAUCCUACAGCCUAAAACAAAAUGUGACCCCUAUGUUCUGGAACAUGGGGAUGAAGUAAAGAUUGGAGAAACUGUGUUAUCCUUCCAUAUACACCCUGGCAGUGACACCUGUGAUGGAUGUGAACCAGGACAGGUCAGAGCACAUCUUCGCCUUGAUAAGAAAAAGGAAUCUUCUGCUUGUCCAGCACUGAGCAAAGAAGAGAGAGAAUUAGUCAGAAGAAAAGAAUUAAAAAAAAUUCGGGUGAAAUAUGGUUUACAGAAUACAGCAUAUGAAGAUGACAAAGCAGUGAAAAAUCCAAAUUACAAAGAUAGAGCAGGAAAACGCAGGGAGACCAUUGGAAGUGAGGGGACAUUUCAAAGGGAUGAUGCUCCAGCUUCAGUCCAUGUUGAAAUCAGUGAUUGCAACAAGGGUCAUAAAAUGCUAGAGAAGAUGGGAUGGAAGAAAGGAGAAGGGCUAGGCAAGGAUGGUGGUGGAAUGAAGAAUCCGAUCCAACUUCAUAUACACAAGACACACGCAGGCUUGGGUACAAGUAGACCCGCUUCAGUUGAUGAUGUUCAAGUCAUCAAAAGCAAGAACAAAAAGAACUGGGAUAAAGCACGAGAGAGGUUUGCUGAAAGCUUCCAGGAAGCUAAAACUAAGAAAGAUGCUUCCAAAGUUAUGCCUUGGGUUAAAGGAACUGCAGAAUGAGAAUACUCAAUCCCAGAGUAGGAUAAUUCAUGUGUAUAAAGAGUUGGCAAGAGUUUUUAUUUUUUGCUAAAUUAGAAUUUGGGUGAGAAGUAAUGUACAGAUGUGAAGAAUCUCCUCAAAAUUCAGAAAUGUAUACAAGAGUAAUCUUAUUUGGUUUACACUAGUGUUCAUCCUUUUUAAAAAUACACUUUUAAAUGAGUAAGCAAUGAAUAAAUCAGAUUAUCGGUUUUGUUUAGAGGGAUGUUCAAAUGGAAGUACUUGAAUGUGAGGCUCAUUAAGGGAAGGAAUUUUCUUUAAGUAUUUAUUUUUAACAAUACUCCACUGAAAACUAUUUUGAUUUGUUUAAGCUGUUCAAAACAUGAAGAUUUUUUUUUAAUGUUCUAACAACCCACCCCCUCCCUCCCCAAAAACAAUGCAAAAUGUUGCCUUCUCCUGUCAAGAAUGUUUGGUCUAAAAUUGAUGUGAAACUUAGCAAGAGGCACACCACAACUAAAUGUAUACAAUUCAGUACUGAAUCACAUGCAUCUCAGUUUACUCUUUAUAUAAAGUUAAAUUGAUAUUUUUAACAAGCCCUGUCUACUUUUUGUAUUCUAAAUACUGUGCUCCAUGAAAUAAAUGACCACUGUUGGUAAAGGAAUAGUGUUCAGAGGACAGUUUGUAGUAAAGUCUUUCUUCUGUGAAGAAUGUGUAGUAAAUCUGUAACAUACCAUUUAGAGGGGCUAUGUUCAGAAACCCACUAUCUAGGAGUAUUAUUUAUUAGCCUCUUGAGGCUAGCUGUUCUGAUUCCCUCCCUCCCUCCUCCUCCUCCUCCCCCUCCCAUGCUAGCUAUGGAUUUUAUGCUGGGGGAGUUAAAGGGGGGAAAUCAGACUUUCCAUUCAUAAGGUUUGCAAAUCUGAAACUGAAAACUUGAUAUUUAUUGAAUGUUCUUAAACACAAUAAAUGAAAUAUUGUCAAUUUAAA